AAUAGUGAAACAGCAUCACAUGCCCCGAGUACAUGUGAUAACGUUAUGAACUGCAUGUAUAUUUUUUUCAUCGCACCAGUUCAGUGUUCAGAAAGAUUCGAUUCCCCGUAGCCAGGUCACAUGUCCGUUCGGGAAUAAUGGCAGCACAGGAGCCCUCACCACCAUCUUCAUUAGAAGGCAACAAACCAGGUUUCCCCAAGAAAAUUUUGGCCAACAAGGUUGAAGACAAGCAUUUGUGUAACAUCUGUCAGAAAAUUUUUAGGAGACCGUGUCAAGCCCAGUGCGGACAUCGUUUUUGUUCAUAUUGUUUCAACAAAACAGUGAGUUCUGGACCACAAAAAUGCGCUGCCUGUAUAAAGGAAGAUAUAUUUGAGGAUCCCACGUCAAUUUUAAAACAAGGAUGCGCUUUUCCCGAUAACGCUGCCAAAAGAGAGGUCGAAGCCUUAGAUGCUGUCUGCCCCAAUGAGGGCUGCAAUUGGACAGGAACUAUCAAAGAAUAUGAGCUCAACCAUGAAGGAAAGUGUGAUUUUAUGAUCCUUCCAUGUCCAUCCUGUAAAGAACUCUUAAGGGCAAAUGAGUUGGAACGUCACAACGAAAGAGACUGCCCCGAAAGAACUUUAAACUGCAAAUACUGCAAAGAACCGUUCCAGCUAAAAAAUAUAAAGGCUCAUGAUGAAAUCUGUCCAAAAUACCCAAUGAUCUGUGAAGGUUGCGCCAAGAAAAAAAUUCCCAGAGAGAAGUAUGUGGACCACAUUAAGCUCUGCAGUAAGUUCAGAACUCCUUGCAGAUUCCAUGUGGUGGGAUGUGACAUGUCGGUGGAAAAGGAAAAAAUCCACGACCAUGAGCGGGCCUGUUCUUACGAACACCUCAACUUACUUCUGCACUUCAUUAUGGGCCUAAAACUUCAACUUCACAGCGAGAAGACCAAAGUGGCCGAGUUGAGUCGCCGCGUCCAGGAACUGGAGCUGAAGGUGGGAACGUUCGAGAACAUCGUUUGCGUGCUGAACCGUGAGAUGGAACGUGCCGCCACCACCAUGGAGGCCUAUAACCGGCAGCACCGACUUGAUCAGGAUAAGAUUGAGAUUCUCAGCAACAAGGUGCGUCAGUUGGAGAGGACUGUGGGCCUUAGGGAUUUGUCCAUCGUGGAGAUGGAGGGGAAGAUGAGGGAGAUGUCUGCUGCCACGUAUGAUGGCGUCUUUGUGUGGAAGAUCUCAGACUUCUCCAAGAAGAGACAGGAUGCUGUUGCUGGACGCGCACCUGCGAUGUUUUCUCCUGCUUUUUAUACCAGCAAAUACGGCUACAAGAUGUGUUUGCGCAUCUAUCUGAACGGGGACGGGACGGGCCGUGGCACUCACUUGUCUCUGUUCUUCGUGGUCAUGAGGGGACACAGCGAUGCUUUGCUCAAAUGGCCUUUUAAUCAGAAGGUGACCCUGAUGCUGCUGGACCAGAGCAGCAGGGAGCACAUAAUCGAUGCCUUCCGCCCCGACAUUUCCUCCUCAUCUUUUCAGAGGCCCGUCAGUGACAUGAACAUUGCUAGCGGUUGCCCGCUCUUCUGUCCGCUGUCCAAACUUGACUCCAAGAACUCCUACAUUCGCGACGACACCAUCUUCAUCAAGGCCAUUGUAGACCUCACAGGGCUCUGAAAGCCCGUCUGGUGUCCGCUCCCAUCCGCCUGUUAACCCUCAACCUCAGGGGGUGAUGUUUCAGAGGACGAGACCUUGACUCCUCUCGGAGCCCUCGAUGUGGUCCAAAAAGAGGUGACUCUUGAUUGUUUUUUGGUGGUCUCGACGCUACCUGGCCACAUUAAUGUUGCUAACCAAAAUU
Molecule: messenger RNA, 1824 nt
Organism: Chanos chanos (milkfish)
Lineage: Eukaryota; Metazoa; Chordata; Actinopteri; Gonorynchiformes; Chanidae
Gene: traf2a
Product: Tnf receptor-associated factor 2a
Exons: 11
Coding region: 138-1643 (501 amino acids)
Biological process (GO): regulation of apoptotic process; positive regulation of canonical NF-kappaB signal transduction; tumor necrosis factor-mediated signaling pathway
Cellular component (GO): cytoplasmic side of plasma membrane; plasma membrane signaling receptor complex; cytosol
Molecular function (GO): zinc ion binding; tumor necrosis factor receptor binding; ubiquitin-protein transferase activity
Source: RefSeq, a predicted model, not a curated record